This is a messenger RNA of Paramecium primaurelia, 2015 nucleotides long. NCBI's taxonomy places the organism in Eukaryota, Ciliophora, Oligohymenophorea, Peniculida, Parameciidae. The record is from the annotation of a GenBank genome assembly.
AUGUAAUCUCAAGAUGAAUACAUCAGUUUACCAAAAGUCAAACCUAACAAAUUUGAUAAUUAAGAGAUAGAUUUAGUUUGGAAAAAUCUAUCAGUAACAAUUACAACUGUAUAAUCAUUAUUAUUUAUAAUUUAUAGAAAGCUUAAUCUAAUAAACCAAAAGUGACAGAUCCUUUACUAAGUUAUAAUAAUGAGAAAAUAAUUCUCAAUGAUGUUUCAGGAUAUGCAAAAGCUGGAUAAAUGACAGCAAUUAUGGGACCAUCUGGUGCAGGAAAAACAACCUUAGUUGCUUUAUUAAGCAAAAGAUAUAAGCCUGGACCAAAUACAUAUAUUAAUGGAGAAAUAUUAGCAAAUAAUAGUAAAUAUAAAAGAUUCAAUGAUUUUGGAGCUUUUGUGAUAUAGGAUGAUUUAUUGAUGGGAACUUUGACUGUAAAAGGUAUUUAAUAAUUAUAAUAUUAGAAACACUUAUGUUUGCAGCUAAUAUGAGAUUAAAGGAUAAUUUAGCAUAAAGAAUGUCUAGAGUUGAUUAGAUAAUUAAAGAUUUGAAUUUGAGAAGUUGUUAAAAUACUUUGGUAGGAGAUAAUAUCAUAAAAGGAAUAUCUGGAGGUGAAAAGAAAAGAACUUCUAUUGGAAUGGAAUUAAUUAGUGAUCCUUAAGUAUUAAUUUUAGAUGAACCAACUUCAGGUUUAGAUUCUUUUACAGCAUUUAUUUGUAUGAAUAUUCUUAAGAAAAUCACAAUUAAGUAUUAAAAUUUUAAUUAAAUUUAGUUAAAAAAGGACAGUCAUUUUUACAAUACAUUAACCAAGUAUUGAUAUUUGUUAAUUAUUUGAUCGUAUGAUCAUAUUAAAUAAUGGAUAAACAAUAUAUUAAGGAAAUUAUGAUUUUCUAUUAGAUUAUUGUCUCAAAGUAAAUUUAAAUGUUGAUAUUCAUUCAACUCCUUUAGAUUCUAUAAUGAAUAAUCUUAAUGAUGCAUUUAAUUAAGGAGAUAAUAAAGUUACUCAUGAAAAUUAUAAAUUAUAUUUAGAAAAAGAUACACAACAAUUCUGUUCUCAAAAUCAAGGAUACAAUAAAAGAAAAACUUAAACUUCUUUUUGUUAAGAAAUGAAAUAUCUUAUGCAAAGAUAAUUCACUAAUUAUGUUAGAAGUCCUAAUUUAUUAAGAAGUAAAAUAUUUGGAUCAGUCUUUAUGUUAUUAUUUUUGGGAUGGCUUAAUUGGAUGGUUGGAAAAGAUUAACCUCCUUAAGAUGAAAAUGUAAGUAUAGGUGAUUUGAGCAAAUAUUUAAAUAAUAUGAGAGGAGCUUGUUUUGUUUGUGGAACUUCAGCAAUAUUUUCUGCACUAGGACCAUUAUUAAUGUUAUGUAUAAAUUUUAUUUUAUUUUAGUUCCAAUUGAAAGAAACAUAUUUUUAAAAGAAGAGAAUUCUAAGAUGUAUCGAGUUUCUUCAUAUUUUUUGAGUAAGGUUUUCUUAGAAGUUCCUAUGAAUGUUUUUAUAUAAAUCUUAUUCUCAAUAGCAUUGUAUGCUGCAUUUGGAUUUAUUUGGCAACUUGAAAACCUUAUACUUUUUACUGUUAUAAGUGUUUCAGUUUCAUUAAGUGGAAAUGGAUUAGGAAUGUAUAUACAUCAAAAUUAUCAUUAGAUUUACUGGAUGUUUAUUUAAAGAUGCUAAAUAAUCUGCUUCAUUAGGUCCUAUAUUAUUGAUCCCACUCUAAGUAUUUAGUGGACAAUAUGCUAAUUUAGCAUCUAUUCCUAAAUUUAUUAGUUGGGUCUAAUACAUAUCAGUAAUAUAUUUAUAAUAAAAAUAGCCAUUUAAAUAUUUCUUAGAAGGAUUUGGUAGAACUUAAUUAAAUGAUGCUAUGUUUCACUUGGAUCCUACAGGAGUAGAGAUAUCUCCAUGGGAUUAUUAUGGUAUGCAUUUUGGAAUGUGGAAUUGUGUCAUAGUUUUAAUAUCUAUUGCUGUUAUGUUUCAUGUUUUUGCUGGUAUCUUUUUAAAACUCUUAGUCAAUAAACUUAAUGUUUGA